AUGAAUGCUGUCGAUGUUGUCUGGAGAAAAGUGGUGCUCAAGUCUGAAGGGAAAAUGAUACUCCAGUGGCUCCACAAAACCGACAUCCCUUGCCCACCACCACCAUCGCCUCCAUUGAGUAUUUCGAGAAUUCGGAGCAGAAAGUGGAGGAAGAGAAACUUCCUGAGCUACUCCUCAACUUCCGUGGUCUCCAGCUACACCGAGAAAAGAAUAAAGAAGAAAAUUAGAAGAAUGAGAACCCGUUAUUCUUCUUCUUAUUAUUCUUCUCCGGCAGCUUCGAUGUGCAACUCCUCGGCGCUAAGUUCGUCGACUGCUUGCAACUCCACGAUGAGCAUCAGCUCGUUCUCGUCGUCGUCCUCCUUUAGCAGCUCGGAUUCCCGUUUGUCAUCGACUUGCAGCUCUUGCAGCUUAGUUGGAAUGAACAAGUAUUGUAAUUGGUUUGACGAAAAAAUUGUCACUUUCUAA
Molecule: messenger RNA, 465 nt
Organism: Caenorhabditis briggsae
Lineage: Eukaryota; Metazoa; Nematoda; Chromadorea; Rhabditida; Rhabditidae
Exons: 4
Coding region: 1-465 (154 amino acids)
Source: RefSeq, a predicted model, not a curated record